Durusdinium trenchii is the source of this 2916-nucleotide messenger RNA. Lineage: Eukaryota; Dinophyceae; Suessiales; Symbiodiniaceae. The record is from the annotation of a GenBank genome assembly.
AUGUUUCUGGCAAGCUGGUUGCCACUUCUUGUGGAAAGAAGGCUGGAUGUUCCUGGUUUUUUCGACUGCACGGAGGCUGCAGGUUUCAGCCCUGUUUGGGAAGGAUUUCGAAGGCGUGCUACCAUCAAUGCAGCCCUCGGCUGGCCCCUGGACCCGGAGCUGGCGGUUGCCACAGCUCAAUUGCUGGAGCAAUUUGAUGAUGUUAGCACAGGACGCUCAUGGAUUCACCCAGCUGGUGCAGUUUGGGAGUCCUUCCGAACAGCUCAAAACCGAAGAGAUCCUUUGAUAUCUCCAGAGCUUCAGGUCCUUCCACGUGGGCCCUCUGGGGGUUUUAUUCUUGAAAACCAACGUGGAGCAGAGCGCGGCCACAUAUGUUUGUAUGGACUUGCCACGGCUCUUUUCAUUGCAUACCGGCACGCUGUUCCUACAGGGGCCGAGGAUGCAUUUCGGCACCUUGAGCUCAUUUUGUGGCUGCUGGGAGAGACUGCAGGUGGAGAGCAGUUGUUUGACUUCACCGAGUCAAGCUCGUGGCCGAUUCGGAGCAUUGAUGUCGAGUUGAAUUUGGAAAUGGCCAAAUCUGGCCAUGCCCGCUUCGUUCUCUUCUCCAGAGCCAGAUCUCGUGAAAUGACAUUGAAAACUAUCAGGCCCGCUAUCUUGCAGGCCGGAGAGGGCUGCGAGACCUGGAAUGGUUUGGCAGUCUUUGGCAUACAUGGGGCCACUUCAUUGGAACCUGCCUCGGCAAUUGCGUCAGCCAAUGAGAUUCAGCAAGCAUCUGCAGCUUGCGCUGUGACGUCGAAGCUGAAGGUGCGCUUUUAUGGGCAUCCAUGUCCCAGCUAUUCAAAGACGGGCUAUUUGUGCCAGUGGUCUCGCAGCGUCCCAGCAUUUUCAGAGGGAGUUGCUGAAAAUGAUCCUGUCGCAGAGAUUUUGUCGGACCUGGUGGACCUUGCCGACCGCCAUGUGGAUCAAGAAUGGGACUUACACCAAAGCCUGGCUCGACUGACAUAUUUUGUGCAGGCUGACAGCUUCUCCCGACAAUCCUUGUGGUUGUGCAGCGGUCCAGCUGUGCUUUGUGCAAUGUUGCACAUCGUUGCGCCUUCGAAACACAUGAUUAUGUGGCACUGCAGACAUCUUCUAGAUGGCUUGGGUGCGCAGAGCAACUCCACUAUGACGGCUUUAUUGGGUAUCUUGCGCAUCAUGAUGUCGUCAAGGGUGGUUUAUUGCAUGGCGUGUGAAGCUUUCGUCGCAAAGCAGGCAGCCUAUCAAUUAGCAGCAGAGCCACAGGUGCAGCAGCGUUUGGCCAUUUAUGUGGCUCAGUUCCGGUGGCAUGGUCUCAACGUCAGGUCAACCGAAGUGUUCAUUUUGCGCUCAAUGUUGUGGGCACGUUUGCCCGGGAUGUACUUCAAAAGCGUCCUUGAGGCAUUCCUGCGAGAGAAUGGAAAAAGCAUCCCUUUGAAGUUCAAGUGGGCAACAGACAUGGAAUUCGUUCCUUACUCUGAGAUGAUGACAUAUCGCUGCGGAGUUCUUGUCCCAAAUGAUUUGACGAUGGCAUCAUUUGCAGAGGCAUAUGCCAUGGGGUUUCCGCUUUUCUUGCCUGUGGAUGAGUGGCUCUAUAGGCUUCAAAAGUCAGUCCCUUAUGGCUUUAUGGUUCAUGCUGUAUCUCUUCCAGGCGAUCAUCCAUCUCCGUUUUGGCAAGAAAAAUCCCGCGCUCUCACCACCGUUAUGAUGUGGCUGAGGUUGUCAGAUUUCUCGACGUGGCCUUUCACGCAACGCUUCUGCUCGGUGCCAGAACUGCUUGAAGGUUUGAUGAAGACACCCCUGGAGAAAAUUAGCCUGGCCAUGUUGGAGUGGAUGGCAAAAAGCCAAGAGGAGGGGUUGCGGCGUUGGUCUGGGCUUUUGCACAGCUUGCAACAAGGCAGCGAAGUAAUGUCAGAGAGUUCUUUGGAGGUGUUGCAAGAGUCUGUGUUUGGUCCAGGCUAUGUAAGCAGGAGCGACCUGCUAUAUUCUGCACUAGCUUGUGAGCAUGUUGUUGAGGCCAAUGCAGUCGCUGGUUUUCCUUUGGAGCAGGACAUUGCUUUCUUCACCGAUGUUGCCCUUUUGGACCUGGGAGAGGCUGCUGCAGAAAGCCAAGUGAGAUCUUUCAACGUUGCGCUCCAGCACUUCUUGAAGAACCUUUCGGCAGAUGAGGUCGAUAUCGCUUUUGCAGGCCUGGGUCAUUGCCAUCUUGGCGUGGCCUCCGCUUUGCUCCUGCAGGCUUUGCGCGAGCUAGCGCAAGCUGAUGUUGCCACCAAGGUUGCUUGGUUUGUCGGGCUGGCGCACGAGUUGGUACUGCCCUUGAUGGAAGCCCCGAAAGAACUGCGCGUGCCUCUCGGCGCAUGGCCUGUUGAGGAGCUCAUGGCCCAUGUGAGCAGCGCAAUGGAAUCCAAACAGCAGGACAAGCUCUUGACUGCUUUCAAAAGCCAAGAAUUUCAAGAGAAGCUAAAGCGGUUGCAAGCCCAAUACCCACAGCGAAAGCAGAAAGGCCACAGAGAUGGCCCUGUGUAUUUUCAGGCUUUCGAGGUGCUUGUGAUGGCGGUGUUUUGCAGUGUUCUUCCAGCUCACGGGCUUCGAGGAGAUUGGGAUGGAGUCCGAGACAUGUUUGCCAUGAUGGCUUCAGCUUUGACGCAUUUGAAAGUUAAGCGACAGCACGAGGAGAUAAACAUUUUGCUGGGGCUGCCUCGCGAUGCGAGACUUAUUGCGCCUUCCAAGAAAGAGGACCUGCUUGUAUACUGCCCAGGAGGUAAUGGGAAUCCACCUUUUGAUUCUCACUUGAUCCAGGAUGAGGAUGGCGACGUGGCCCAUGAGUUCUUGGUGGAAAAUGAGGCCACAGGAGAACUCUGCGCCGCCUUGGUUUCAAGGCCAGCCAGUGACAAGAUGUAG